ACUUAUAUUUUUACUAUAAGUAAUAUAUUAAUUAUUCAUUAAUCGAGCCUUUUUUACGGUGACGAUAAUAGCAUAGUAUAAAAUUAGCACGGUUCUGACACUGACUGUGCAUUCGCAGCGACAUGGCCGUCUUCAUGAUUAACAUCUGUAAAUUUAAUGACUGUGGAAUUAUAUUUCCAAGAUUAACACAACUUAUUGAACACAUCGAGGAUAUUCAUAUAGAUUACGAUCCGGAGGUGGUAGAGCAGAAAGAGGCUUCUCAGCCGUCAUGCAUCCCACUAAGUUACAUUUUGAAAUAUAUAUCAGAAGCGUCAAGACGCGAAAAUCAAAAUGCACCUCCUGUUCCGGAGGUCCGCCGUCGUUUACUCUCCGCACCCAAAACACCAUCAGUGCGCAGCAGUACACCCACAGGAAGUGAAAUGGACGAAGACGAGGCAGGUACUCAUUCAGAAGACAGUAAUGACUCUUGGACAACGGUAGAAGAGUACAGCUCUGAGUUCAUAUUGCGUUACGGGAUGAGAAUGAAUCCAAACGCCUUGUCCGGGGCUUUGGGUCCUGUCGCUCAAGAGAAGCCAUUUGCUUGUCCAGUACCUGGUUGCAAGAAGCGAUACAAGAACGUCAACGGUAUCAAGUACCACUCUAAGAAUGGUCACAAGAAGGACGGCAAGGUAAGAAAGGCGUACAAAUGCCAGUGCGGCAAAAGUUACAAAACCGCCCAAGGAUUUAAGAGCCACUCCAUAUCGCAACACAUCGCCAAUAGCACAGUGCUGGCGGUCCCAUCAGAGCUGGUCCGGCCGGCGCAGAGAAUGCCCGCCGUCGUGGUGACGGCGUCGGGCUCUCGUCCGCACCACGGCCCCGACGGAGCUGACGGCAACAAGCUGGUUCGCAUCUAUGACACACUCAAAAACAAAGAUCUCUCAACGUUUACCAUCACUAAAAGUAAUCUCGGCAUCAAUGUCGUAUCAAAGCAAAGUCAUUUACGUCACGGUCUCCCGUCGUCUCACUCCCCGCCCGUUACGAGUCUCGUUGAGAAAAAUAUCGACGCUUAUACUAAAGUGACUGUACAGAGCGCCCAACAGGUUUACGCACAGUCUUUCACUAAUGAGACGGCCAAUUAAUUUAGAACCUUUGCGAUCGAAGCGAAUUCAAAACGCAGGUUCGAAUACACAGUUCCUAAUAGUUUUGUUUUUGUUCAGAUUUAUUUAGCUAACGUAGGUACAUAGACUAUAGAGGUCGUCAAAUGUAUUAUUGCUUACAUGAAAUUUAGCUUUCAUAAAAUUUUCUAGCACAAAAAUGUUCUGUAGUAAUGCUCCGCAAUUUAUUUAUUUUCACGUUGACAUUAGAUUAGUUGUAUUUAUUUUAGUAUUAUUUGUGAUUGUUGUUAAUAUUUAUUUGAUUUAUUUGCAUGUUUUUUUUCAUCUGUAAUUAGUCUAUGGAAAAGGCUGUGGGAGAAAUGUUUAAUUGGCGUAAACGAUUGGUUUAUAAAAUUGAUCUAUUUGUAGUUUAGAGUUGGGGUGCGUUCGGAUAUACAUGAAAGUAUUUUCCUGUCGCAAUAAGAGAGUGGGACGGGAAUGUUUUGUUCGCAAUUUUUUUUUUCGUAUGAACGCACUAAUCGCACCUUUUAAAAUUCAAUACGAAAUUUUUCAGUAUCGAAAGUGUGUUUUUUAAUAAAAGAUCUUUCUAAUCUUCUUCUAUUUUUAACAAAAGUCUUCCUAAUAGUAAACAAAUGAUAAAACACUUACUAACAGCAAUAACGUACUAGGUUCCUCGAAAUUAUAGUUUUAAAAUUUCUUUUUAAAAUAUUUUUGAUUCUGGUAACAAUAUUUUUUUUCUCUUCGUGCCAUACUUUGUGGCAUGUACUUAAAAUUAUCUAUCAAAAUCGCUUUAGAUUUAUAGAUAAACGUUGUAAACACACCCUCGGAAUAAAUUAUU
Bombyx mandarina (wild silkworm) is the source of this 1932-nucleotide messenger RNA. RefSeq names its product juxtaposed with another zinc finger protein 1. NCBI's taxonomy places the organism in Eukaryota, Metazoa, Arthropoda, Insecta, Lepidoptera, Bombycidae. The record is from RefSeq and is a predicted model, not a curated record. Gene Ontology annotation, cellular component: nucleus.